Thrips palmi is the source of this 1509-nucleotide messenger RNA. RefSeq lists its product as uncharacterized. Gene Ontology annotation, biological process: regulation of DNA-templated transcription. The coding region runs from base 1 to 1509 and encodes 502 amino acids. The record is from RefSeq and is a predicted model, not a curated record. NCBI's taxonomy places the organism in Eukaryota, Metazoa, Arthropoda, Insecta, Thysanoptera, Thripidae. The transcript has 11 exons.
AUGGAGGCACUGAGCUCUGAGCAGCUUUUCUGUACCCUUAAACAAUAUGCGGAAUCUUCAUCAGCAGUGAUUGGACUAGAUGAUGAUAUCAGUUCAGCGUUGACUACCUUGAAAGAUCAAAGGAUCAAUGGAAAAAAUGCAAUAAAAUUAACUACCCAAGACUUCUUUAACCUUGGGAUUCCUUAUGGAGUUGCCAUGGACCUGAAGGCUUUGAUUGAUGCAGUUAAGGAGGAUAUGUUAUCUGAUAAAACUAUCAAAUCAUCAAAGGGUGCACUUGGUUCUCUGGAAGCCCAACAAAGUACAGAUGAUCACGGUGACAAGUAUGAAGAGAUAAUGAAAUAUUUCUCCACCGAAGAAUUCAUGGAAAUGAGUGAAUAUGAUAAGGAAGUUCACAUGAACAUCAAGCGGAAGUAUGAAGCAACCACCGCUAAAGCUCCACUUGGAAUGGUUGUGCCUAUUCCCCAGUUCAUGCAACCAAAGAAGAAGUUGAAAAUAACGGAUAAUAGGAACAACCAGGAUGCAGGUUCAAGUCGAGAAAGUUUCAGUUCUGGAGCAGAAUUUUUUGCAAAUCAGUCAUUUGCUCAGCAGCAGAAACAAUUGGCUCAGCAAGAUAAAACCGUUUCCAAACCCAAAGUUCUGUCUGAAUGCCAGAAUAAGCCAAUUUUAAAGAAGGUUAAGCCAAAAUUAAAAGAAGAUGACUUUGUUGCCAAGCUUCCAUCAUAUGACAUUGACAGCAUUCUGUCAAAAACAAAGGGGAGGAAUAUAAGAGAGCUUGAAAAGUCCCUCAAAGAAAACGCCAUUCUCACAACAGCUCACUCUAAACUACUGAUCAGAACUCUGGUUCUUCGGGUCUUCUGUGGAAGUGAUGGCUCUUACAAUAGCAGUGUGACAUCAGAUCAGAAGGAAGGAUUGGCUGCUUCAAUUGUGAAGAGAUUUCCAUUUUUUGCAGAUACCACAGAUAAGGGAAAGUGGACCUGGUGGCGUGUUUAUGAUAGGAAAAUGAAUAGGGGUAGAAUUCCCAAUGUCAUAUCCCACCUACAAAGAAAGGGAGAUGAUAAGGAUUGCGCUGCUGAACCAGAUAAUGAAGAUGAUCCAGACUCGAUUAAUGAUGGUGCUAGCACAUCACCUGGUGCCAGUGCACCUGCCUCAAAAGUUGAUGAUUUCUUUUGGCUGAGUCUUGUGGUUCCCAAUGCUGGAGAACGCAAAAACAUUCUAAAAGGGAUGAAAGACAGUUUUGCGGCAAGAAAGGCUUGGAUUCAAAGCACUCACCCAACUAUCAAUGAUGUACUAGACAAAUUCCCUCAUCUUGUUUCAUAUGAUGGAGAACUUAUUGAAGAAGAGUUCAAAUUAUUACAUCCAGAUUUGAACCAUUCGGCUUUGCUUCAAACCCUGCCAGUUUUUAUUUCGAAGCUAAAAAGCUUUGAAACUUUGCCACCUCUUGAUGACGACAUAACAAACGGCAAGUCACUUAUAGGAUUUUACCGUACUAAGAUUAUCGUUCUUAUGUAA